Scatophagus argus is the source of this 1523-nucleotide messenger RNA. RefSeq names its product apolipoprotein A-IV-like. The coding region runs from base 553 to 1326 and encodes 257 amino acids. Gene Ontology annotation, molecular function: phospholipid binding; phosphatidylcholine-sterol O-acyltransferase activator activity; cholesterol binding. Gene Ontology annotation, cellular component: blood microparticle; chylomicron; high-density lipoprotein particle. Lineage: Eukaryota; Metazoa; Chordata; Actinopteri; Scatophagidae. Gene Ontology annotation, biological process: cholesterol homeostasis; reverse cholesterol transport; high-density lipoprotein particle assembly. The transcript has 4 exons. The record is from RefSeq and is a predicted model, not a curated record.
AUGCUAGCUGUGGGGCUCCCAGGCUGCCAUGUUGGCCCACCUGUCCACCACUUUGGUCCAACAGCUCAGCGACUAGUGAAUGGGCUGACCUGAAAUUUUGCACACUUAUGGCCCUCAGAGAAUGAACUUUAAUUUGUCCGUUUGUUCAAACAAACACAAUUUGUGGCGUUAAACUUUAUUAGUUUCUUCUGAUGAAAGACUUUGGAAAUGACAUAAAGACAGAAACUAUGACAAACGCUAAAUUUUAAAAAAUGAGCUAAAUUCUGCGUGUGUAAUUGGUCUGAUUUGACAUGAUGUAUAAUGUGCUGGAGGUUUCAACACACAGUGAUGACGUCGGCUCUGACGUCACCGUCAGCACUGCUGUGAUGUGGAAGCAGCAGUGACAGCACAACACUCAGCGUUUGGACUUUACUCCUGUGUUUCGUCCAUACCACUCAGCUGCUUACAUAUAUAUACACACACACUCAUGAGCUGUGCAGAACACACACUCUGCAUUCAACAGCUCACGGACUGAGCAGCAAACUCAUCCACACAGCUGUAGCUUCAGUCAUCAUGAAGGUCCUGGUGGUGCUCGCCCUCGCUGUUUUCACUGCAGGUUGCAAUGCCAACAUUGUGCGGCCAAACCCAACCAGGCAGCAGGUCAACAUGGUCAAAGAUGCUUUCUGGGACUACGUGGCCAAGGCAACCAUGACCGCCGAGGACUCCCUGAAGCAGAUCAGAGGGUCUCAGCUGGCACAGGAAGUGAACACCCUCAUCUCUGAGAGCACCGACGUCGUCAGCAAGCUCACCGACACUCUUCGCACUCAGGCGGCUCCUCUCACCCAGGACCUCAUGUCUAGGUUUUCCCAGGAGGCCGAGCGCCUGAAGACCCACAUGGAGAAAGAUCUGAUGGCUAUUGGUAUUCACCUGCAGCCCUACGCCGAGGAGCUGGUGGCUGACCUCCAGAGGCAGGUGGAGGAGCUGAAGAAGGACGCGACCCCCUACACCAACGCCAUGAACCCUGAGGCCCUGAAGACCGUCCUGCUGCAGAAGAGCCAGGAGCUGAAGGGGCAGCUGGAUAAGAGCGUGAACGAGCUGCAGGCCCAGGUGGUUCCCUACACCGACGAGAUAAAGGAGAAGAUGGAGCAGAGUCUUGAGGAGUUUCAGAGGAGCCUGAUCCCUCUGGCCCGGAGCUUUGAGACCCAGCUGACACAGAAAACCCAGGGGAUCCAGCAGCGCCUGGCUCCAUUCGGAGAGGAGCUGAGGACCAAGCUGGACGCUGAUGCCCAGAACCUGAAGAGGCAGCUGACUGCUCUGUGGAGGUCAUUCACUAAGUUGACCCAGUAAACAGAUUUCUCAACUUCCUCAUCAUCAGCUAUCUCUGUUGAAUCAGUGUUUAUGGUCCAGACCAAUAGUGCAAUACUUCCUCGUCUGUGUUUUUGUUAAUGAAAGGUGCUCUGAAAGGCAACCUUUUGAAUCAUGUCAGUAUUUUCCUCUGUUGUGUUACUGUUUGCAACUAUGAACUUUCACCUGUAAAGGAUAAA